Daktulosphaira vitifoliae (grape phylloxera) is the source of this 2175-nucleotide messenger RNA. RefSeq lists its product as uncharacterized. NCBI's taxonomy places the organism in Eukaryota, Metazoa, Arthropoda, Insecta, Hemiptera, Phylloxeridae. The record is from RefSeq and is a predicted model, not a curated record. The transcript has 2 exons. Bases 157 to 1605 code for a protein of 482 amino acids.
GUACAUUACAUUACUAUACGUAGUAACUGUAAGACGUAAUUGAAAUUAUUAUUUUUAAAUUUUGCUUAAUCAGUAACUAUGAAUAAUUAACAGUAAUUGAAGUUUCAUUAUUGGUAUUCGAAUUUUUUGUAUACAGCUUCAAACUAUCUAAAAACUAUGUGGCAAUUGAUAGUGUUGUAUUUUUCCGGCACACUGAUACCUCAAAUCUUGAGCGCAUAUAUUGAUGCAUACCCCACGGAAAAAGACCAGAUAUUUAAUCUAUCCUUAAAACCAGAUCGUGAAUUAAUAGUUGAUAAAAGAUUUUUAAAAGAUUUAAGCCAAUUUGUUACAAUAGUUCAGGAAAAAGAAUUUAAUGAUAAUGAUUAUAUUUUGCUAUCAUCGAAAUGUUGGUCCCAAUUUCCAGAAAUGGUUAAAGAAAAACAAAAAUCAGUUGACAAAUAUAAAUCAACUAUGCAAUCUUUACAAUGCACUAAUGGAUUAAUUGUACUUUACAUCAUGAAUCACUUAAGAGAUCUUGCACAUUUAGAUAAUGGAAGUAUACAUGAAAAACAAGAAGAAAUGAAGUGGUAUGUGACCUAUUUAGCUCGAAUGCUUUCAAUAACCUAUAUAGCACAAUGGACGACCCAUAAAUGGCUAUUUAUCUUAUACUUUCGAUUAAAAGCAGCUGUCAAUACUGAAACUUACUCUCCUGAAGAAAUAAAUAAUCUUCUGUAUGACCUGUGUGAUGAUAAAGACAUUUUUAACGAAAUUGUUAUAUUUAUUGAAAAUUGUAAAUUAUUUAAGUAUUUGCCAAAACAAGAUCAAAGCAGAAAUUAUGACGUGAUAAGUAACAUGAUACAAAUAUAUGCCAACUACAAAUUUGAUUUUUCUUAUCAAUACAGUGAAAUUUUUACUGAUUCCAACUUAGCAGUACCCAAAAUGUUAAACAACGAUCAACAUUUUCUAUUUGAUUUCUUACCUCAUACCCAGUUAUUAAAUAAAACAUUUGAUAUGCUAAAUUUGACUGUUAAUAAACUCAAGGAUGUAGUUUUUACGAUUAACUGGUCUUUGCGUCCAUUUGAUUACAUUGAUUACCAUGUUUUGUUCAUGAGAAUAGCUUACACUAAACUUUUGUACCAUACGUGGUUUCAUACAAAAACGCUGCACCAGUAUGUUAAAACUAUAAAACUCAAAUAUCAAAGUAAAACUACUAAAAACAUGUUGGAAACUUUUUGGUUUCUUCUUUACAAACCACUUGAAAAUGCUCUAAUUGUUCUUGAUAUAGAAGAUAAUUUUUUCUGUACUCUAUACCAUGAAAUGUUACAUGUAAAUUUAAUUGAUAAGAAUCACAUUGACACAAUCGUAGAAUUAGUUACUACAUUAUUAAUAGAAAAUUUUAGUAUUUUAAAAAUUCCCAAAGAAAUUUUAAAUGAUGUAUCAUUUCCGAAACUCAACCAUGAAAUUAUUAAAAAUAUUGAUUUGGUAAAAAGUAACACUAAUAAAUUAGACGAAUUUAUUCAAACGAUACAAGAAAUAACAAAACCAAUUGAUAUUAAAUUUAUUAAAAUAUUUUGCAAAGCUAAAUACCCCCAAUUAAUCCCCAUAUAUUCUAGACAGUUUCUUUAAGUAAUUCUACAAUUCUUAUUAUUUUUAGUAGUAUAAAUUGUUUUUUUGUGUAAAAUUUUAAUAGGUACCUAUUUUAUUUAGAAAUAUAAAAAAUGGUAUUUUAAAAUAGUAAAUAAUUUCAUUAUAUUGAAUUAUUAUCUUUUUUUAAUAUUUAAAAUAUUUUAUAUACAAUAUAUAUACAAUAUACAUAUAUAUAUAUAUAUAACCCAAGUUAAAUACUUAUAUUUGUUUUGCACGUAAUAUUCUUUAUUUUUUGAGUAGGUAUUACACUAUCAUGUUGUUAAUUAUAAGGGCACAAUAAUUUUGUUUUAAAAUAUAUAACUUAUAAUUGCGGAAAGGUUAAGAAUAGGUAUUUAUAUGAUAAGUUUAUUUUUAAUCAUCUGGAUCAAAGGCCGGCGUUUUUGCUUGUAUUACAAAUAUUAAAUUAUUUUGUUUUAUUAGUUCCAAAAAUUUGUUUAACCAUAACUAUUUCAUAUUAGAGUAAAAAAAAGUCUUCUAAUUAUUAUAAAUAAUUUUUCCUAAUAAUGAUUAAUAGCAUUAUUAUAUUGAUAAUAAACUAUUGUUUUUUUU